CGGUGUGUGUGGGGGGGUCCCAGGAGUGGGCCGAGGAGCCCUCAUGCCCUCCUCCCGCAGGACCACUGCUUCUACCAGGGCCACGUGGAGGGGCAGGAGCACUCGGCCGCCAGCCUCAGCACCUGUGUUGGCCUCAGGGGCUUCUUCCGGGCUGGCUCAGCUGUCCACCUGAUUGAGCCCCUUGCUGGGAGUGAUGAAGAAGGGCAGCAUGUGCUGUACCAGGCGGAGCACCUGCAGCAGAAGGCUGGGACCUGUGGGGUCAGCGACCGCAGCCUGGAUGAGGUCCUGGGGCCUAGGAUCUCAGCAGCCUUCAGGCCCCCGACCUGGCCGCUACCCCGAGAGACCCGCUAUGUGGAGUUGUUUGUGGUUGUGGACAGCACGGAGUUCCGGCUGUUGGGGAGCAGAGAAGCUGUGCGCAAGAGAGUGCUGGAGGUGGUGAACCACGUGGACAAGCUUUAUCAGGAACUCAAUUUCCGCGUGGUCCUGGUGGGUCUGGAGGUCUGGAACAGUGGGGACAAAAUCCGUGUCAGCUCCCAUGCCAACAUCACGCUGGAAAACUUCCUGGCCUGGCGGGCGCACAGCCUGGCAGGGCGGCACCCACACGACAACACACAGCUUAUCACCGGCAUUGACUUCACCGGGACCACCGUGGGCCUGGCCAGAGUGUCCUCCAUGUGUUCCUGGGACUCGGGGGCUGUGAACCAGGACCACCACCACCACCCAGUCGGUGUGGCAUCCACCAUAGCCCACGAGAUGGGCCACAACCUGGGCAUGGACCACGACGAGAAUGUCCAAGGCUGCUACUGCCCGGUGCCGCGGGAGGGCGGCGGCUGCGUCAUGGCGGCCAGCAUCGGCUCUCAGUUCCCCAGGAUGUUCAGCCAUUGCAGCCGGGCCGACCUGGAGGUGUUCGUGGAGAAGCCCCACACGGCCUGCCUGGUGAACGCCCCGGACCCUGACCGGCUGUUGGGCGGCCCUGUGUGCGGAAACCUGUUCGUGGAGCGGGGCGAGCAGUGUGACUGUGGCCCACCCCAGGACUGCCAGAACCACUGCUGCAACGCCACCACCUGCCAGCUGGCUGUGGGGGCUGAGUGCGCCCAGGGCGCUUGCUGCCAGGACUGCAGGGUGAAGCCAGCCGGGGAGCUGUGCCGCCCCACGAGGGACAGGUGUGACCUCGAGGAAUACUGUGACGGCCAGGCGCCGGGGUGCCCAGAGGACGCCUUUCAGGAGAACGGCACGCCCUGUCCAGGGGGCUACUGCUAUGAUGGGAGCUGCCCCACACUGGCCCAGAGGUGCCGGGACCUGUGGGGGCCAGCAGGCGCCCGGGUCACUGCAGAGGAGUGCUACGCCUAUGGCAUCCUGCCAGGUUGCAGGGGCGGGAGCCCCCUGGGUUCUGGAAGGGCUGACAUGUGUGGAGUCCUGUUCUGUGAGGGUGGGCGGAAGCCCCCAGAGCGGACCUCCUGCACACUCUCAUCCCACCUAGCAUCCUGCCAGGCACUUGGCAGGGUGCACAGCACCCAGUACGAGCCAGUGCCUGGCACCCAGUAUGAGCCGGUGCCUGAAGGCACCAAGUGUGGUGAGGAGAAGGUUUGCUGGAAAGGACGCUGCCAGGACCUACAAGUUUACAGAGCCAGAAACUGCUCCGCUCAGUGCGGCAACCGCGGGGUGUGCAACCACAAGAGGCAGUGCCACUGCCAGCCAGGCUGGGCCCCACCCCACUGCAUAGAGCUGCUGUCGCAGAAACGCCCAGCAUCCAGGAGACUCCCUGUGGCCGCGCUGGUGGCUGUGCUGCUCCUGGUGGCCCUGGUGCUCACCCUGGCAGGCGUGGUUAUCUACCUCAAGGCCUGGCGACGCAUCCGCUGGAGGAGCUCAACACCCAAGACUGCUGUGGGGCUCUCCAACCCCCUGUUCCAGGAGGGGCACCGCUCGACAGCCAAGGGCAGGGCUCUGGCCCCCACUGCGGGACCCCUGGAGCCAGUCCCUACCACCCACCCCAGCCAGUGCCCCCAGCCCGGGGGUUCUGUGGUGACCACAGAACGGCCACCCCCAGCUCCUCCAGCCUCCAUGUCCAGGCCGCCCUCCAUCCCCGUCUACACCCAGCAGACCCCAAGCCAGGUCCUGACUGUUCCUUCUCCGUCCCACCAGCUCAGACCUGUUCCUCCUGCCAAACCCCUCCCGGUGCUGAAGCCCAAGCAGGUGGUCAGGAGGCCCACCUCCACACCUCCAGUGCCACCCAUCAAGCCUGGGGCUGCAGGAGCCAAGCCUGGACCCACCCAGGGAGUUGGCCCAAAGGUUGCUCUGAAACCCCCAGUCCAGAGGAGCUGAUGGCUGAGCUCCCACCCGCCGGGGGCAUGUGCACCUGUCUGCCUGAUUGUAGGAAGAACCACGGAGCCCCGGGCCUUGGCCCCCAGGCAGAAGCCCAAAGGGAGGAGCUGGCCCUCCAACCCAGCUCCCUGCCCCUUGCG
Molecule: messenger RNA, 2462 nt
Organism: Manis pentadactyla (Chinese pangolin)
Lineage: Eukaryota; Metazoa; Chordata; Mammalia; Pholidota; Manidae
Product: disintegrin and metalloproteinase domain-containing protein 8-like
Exons: 20
Biological process (GO): positive regulation of membrane protein ectodomain proteolysis; regulation of cell-cell adhesion; positive regulation of cellular extravasation
Molecular function (GO): metalloendopeptidase activity; cell adhesion molecule binding
Source: RefSeq, a predicted model, not a curated record